Messenger RNA from Scatophagus argus, 1163 nucleotides. RefSeq names its product interleukin 22 (gene il22). The transcript is spliced from 7 exons. Lineage: Eukaryota; Metazoa; Chordata; Actinopteri; Scatophagidae. The coding region runs from base 269 to 832 and encodes 187 amino acids. The record is from RefSeq and is a predicted model, not a curated record.
AUAAAAGUGACUUGAACGCCGACUGAAUUUAGUCUUUAUGUCAUUACAGACGGACAGAAGUCAGUUUGGUGUCGGUUUCCUUUUCCACUGGAACAAAGCACACGGAGAGCUGCAGUACUCUGGAGUACUGCAACAGAGGGGGCGGAGGGUUGAUGUGUAUAAAAAGACGGGACACAGAGACGUCUUCACAGCAGUGUCUCCUGAUAGGUGAAAAACAAACUCAGGCUCUUUCUCCAUUCUGAAAGGAUUAAAAUAAUUCAUCUCAGCAAUGAAGCUCGCCGCAGUCGUCUCGUUCGUCCGCCCGGCCGUCGCCAUGCUGGUCCUCCUGCAGCUGCUUCUGAUUGGCUGGACCGAGCGCACAAUAGCGAACCCAAUCCACCAGGUGCUCAGCCAACCGCUGCGAAACCCGGAGACGUACCAGGCUGUGCGGGAAGUGUCACAACACGCUCAGCGUUUGCAGACGCUGGAGGACACCAGCGUCAGACUGAUUCCCAGCGUCACUAACCAGGACCACCUGAAGAUCUGCUGCCUCCACGCCAACAUCCUCGACUUCUACCUGAACAGCAUCCUGCCUCACCAUGACAACAGUCACCAUCGGAUUCACAGGCUGAAGAUCGACCUGAGCCGCGUCAGCGAGGACCUGCAGACUCGAGGCUGCAAUGUGACUCACUACCACGACCAUCAGCACGCCGUGGAGUUUCGCAGCAAGCUCGCCAAGAUGGAGCACAUGCAAGGCAUGACCAAAGCCAUGGGAGAGAUCGACAUCCUGUUCACGUACCUGCAGGACUAUUGCAUCCAGACAAGGAACUCCUCCGACGGGGACGUCUACUGAACACUGAGCCAGCAGCCGCCUUUUCUAUUUAAUGUAUUUAUCAACUUUUACACCAACGACUUUUAUACCUUUAUUUAUUUAUCUAUUUAAUUUGAGAGCAUAUUUAACAUUUUUUCUAGAAACCUAAAAUAUUUUUAUUGACUGGAGUGUGCCCAAUUAGUCUUUGAUCUAUUUAUUGAUCAGAAUGCUUUUGUACCAAGCACUCUGGUGUUGAUCAUGUUGCCACAUUAUGGCUGAUUAUUAUGAAAAGUUUUUACUGUAUUUAAGUUGUGAAUGUUAAACUCAGACACGGCGUGUAAAAAUGUUGAGUACAAAUAAAGUUUGGUUUGAA